Chaetomium globosum CBS 148.51 is the source of this 1419-nucleotide messenger RNA. RefSeq lists its product as uncharacterized. Bases 1 to 1419 code for a protein of 472 amino acids. The transcript has 2 exons. NCBI's taxonomy places the organism in Eukaryota, Fungi, Ascomycota, Sordariomycetes, Sordariales, Chaetomiaceae. The record is from RefSeq and is a predicted model, not a curated record.
AUGUCGAGGCCUCAACUGGUUGCACGGCCGAUAGUGCGGUCGUUGCGGCAAGCAACCGGCAGCACAGCGGCAACAUGUCCGUCACGACCACUUGCCCUCCGCCCGUUCUCGUCAACACCGAGCCGAAAAGAUGAGACGACAACCACCACCGGCACACCGACGGAGCCCAGCCCCGAUGCGCAGAAGCUCGCCGCUGAAGCAGCACUUCUAGGCCAAAAGAAGCCGCCGCCAUACCCCUCGAUGAUCAAGCAGGGCACCGAGGACCAGCUGGCCCAGCUCAUGUCCCCCCACCUUGGUUCGAGGAGGAGACGUGCUGCCCUCGCCACGACAGGCACCAUCCCCUUCGAGCAACUACCCUACCAAUGUUUCCAGGAGGCGCGCAAGAUCCUAGCUCAGGACCGUGAAGAAAAGGUGGCCAAGAUUGUUGCCGAGACAGCAAAGAUCAAGCGACUGGAAGCGGCCGAUGCUAGCACCUUCCGAGGCGGGGAGGCCUACAAGCAAAAGCGGUUAGAAAGUCUGAGGGCUCAUGUUGAGAAGCUCAAGAUUCUAGCGGAUAUCAACGAUCCGCUAGUGAAGAGGCGCUUCGAGGACGGCCAGGGCGACAUGAACAAGCCCAUCUACCGGUACCUUGCCCACCGUAAAUGGAGCGGCAUGGAACGCAAUAUCAUCUUGCAGCGUAUCGAACAGUUUCACAUCGUGCCCGAUCUCCUCCCCAAAUUCCAGCCGACCAUGGAUGUCAAGAUGACCUUCCGCGGCUACAAGACACCUCCCGGUGCCACCCUGAACAGCCGCAUCACGGAGAUCCCCCCGACACUGCGCAUGCAAGUUUUCGAGAAGGGCGAACGCCUAUUUUCUGUCGUGGUCCUAGAUGCCGACGUACCAGAUGCCGAGACCGAUUCGUUCAAGAAGCGCCUGCACUUCCUGGCCACCAACAUCCCCUGGAGCCCAACCAGGGACUCCCUCUUCCUGAACCGGCUCGGCACCGCGGCCGCGGCUUCCCAGCCCGAGCUCGGCACGCUCGCCGUCCCCUGGCUGCCGCCGUUCGCGCAAAAGGGCGCCCCAUACCACCGCCUGACCGUCUUCAUCUUGGAGCACAAGGACAACUUGCCGCUCGACGCGGCCAAGCUCAAGGAGAUGUACGACGGCCAGGGGCGCGACGGGUUCAGUCUCAAGAGCUUCCGCGACAAGUUCAGCGUGACCCCCGUCGGGUUCACCAUGUUCCGGUCCGAGUGGGACGAGAACACGGCCGACGUCAUGGCGCGCCACGGCAUCCCCGGCGCCGACGUCGAGUUCAAGCGCCAGCGCGUCAUGUCGCUCAAGCCGCCCCGCAAGGCCCGCGGCUGGGAAGCCAGGCGCCAGGGCCCCAAGUACCGCCACCUUUGGAAGUACACCAAGCGGAUCAAGGGCGUCAAGUUCUAG